Molecule: messenger RNA, 1089 nt
Organism: Chilo suppressalis (striped riceborer)
Lineage: Eukaryota; Metazoa; Arthropoda; Insecta; Lepidoptera; Crambidae
Source: the annotation of a GenBank genome assembly
AUGGAGGUGUACGGUGUAGAGAAACGAGCGGCCGAGCUAUCUCUGUCCAACGCAGGCGCUCGAGCGGCCCCAGGAGGCGGCGCGCGGCGCUCUGGGAGGCGCAGGCGCAGCGGAUCGGUUAUUUUUUGUCUUGUCAACGAAGGGACGCGAAGGACCUCAGUUCUUCCGCGCCCACCGCCCCGGUCGUAUGCCGUACACCCGCACGCUACCAUAUCGUUAGCUAGCCACGACAACACCAUGGACUAUGCGAAUAGUGAUUACCCAGUGUCGAUUAAGCGCGAAGUUAAAAUUGAGUGUCACGACAAUGAGCCUUAUUAUUCGUACGUUCCUUUAGAAAUAAAACGACAAUCAGAAGCAGUUAUGCACACGUCCAACGACGACUCACCUACGCACCUCAUGGACCUAAGCGGUAAUUGCGAGCGACCCCCGCUCCAGACGUGGCCAUCCAACGUUUCCUUUGAUGGCGAGGAACGACAAUAUACUCAGCCACAGUUUUUGUCAUACGACCAGCCCUAUCAGAGGCAGCAUCAAAGGAAUCUCUACUUCGAAGACUCUAAUUCUCAAGAUGGUACACAGAGCUACUACGAAAAUAGCAAGAUGCAAAAGUUGGACGACGGCAGUCGGUCAUCGCUCAAUGAAAAUAUAUCUGAAACAGAAGAUCAAAGGAUGGCCAGAAAACGAAAAUCGUCUAAAAAAAGAUCUGCAAGCUUCGAGGAGAUGCAGGUACAGCGAGUGAUGGCGAACGUGCGCGAGCGGCAGCGCACGCAGAGCCUGAACGAGGCGUUCGCGAGCCUACGGCAGAUCAUCCCCUCGCUGCCUAGCGACAAGCUGUCCAAGAUCCAGACGCUGCAGCUGGCGACGCGCUACAUCGAGUUCCUGUACCAGAUCCUGUCGAGCGGCGAGCAGGCCAGCGACAGCGGCAGCGACGCCGGCUCCGACCACGGCAAGUACCUCGCGCAGGACAAGCUCAGCUACGCCUUUUCCGUCUGGAGGAUGGAAGGAGAGUGGACCAAUGGACAAACGUGACCUAAUUAAAAAAAAAUCUAUAGACUCAAUCAUAAUAAGUAAUUAGUAACUUAAAAAGACAUG